UGAGUGUCCGGCGGUGUAUGUGUGUGUGUGUAUGUCCUCUCUGUCAAGCAGUGGAUUAUGUGGAGGCGUCUGCACGAAUGCCAAGUUAACAUCUUCUUUUUCGGACUUUGAGUACUUUCCGGGCUCGCUUUUGGAAACUUAAUCUGAACUUUGUGAGAACAUGAAUAACAAGGAGGAAUCAAAAAGUUGUUCUGUCAGUGUCCUGACCUGGGAGCAGGUGAGCCGGCUGAAUGAAGUCCUGACGGAGGUUGUGCCUGUUCAUGGACGGGGGAACUUCCCUACCUUAGAGGUGCGGCUGAAAGACAUUGUGGCGUGGGUCCGCUCCCGCCUGGAGCUGAGUGGCAUCGGAGUAAAGGACAUACGGCUCAACGGCUCCACAGCCAGCCAUGUGCUGGUGCAGGAUAUCGGCUGGAGCUACAAGGAUCUGGACGUCAUCUUCAGGGUGGACCUGCCUCAUGAGGCAGAGUUCAGGCACAUUAAGGAUGUGGUGCUGAGUACCCUGCUGGACUUUCUGCCUGAGGGUGUGAACAAGGAGAAAAUUACACCCAUGACUCUCAAAGAGGCAUACGUCCAGAAGCUGGUCAAGGUCAACACAGAGCAGGACCGCUGGAGCCUCAUCUCCCUCUCCAACAAUAAUGGCCGCAAUGUGGAGCUGAAGUUUGUGGACUCGAUUCGCCGGCAGUUCGAGUUCAGUGUGGACUCCUUUCAGAUUGUGCUGGACUCCAUGCUUGCCUACUACGAGCUGGCACAGACGCCCAUGUCACAGGCCUUUCAUCCUACCGUGGGUGGGGAGAGCAUGUACGGGGACUUCAGCAUGGCACUCAGCCACCUGCGGAACAAGCUCAUCGCCACCAAGCGGCCCGAGGAGAUCCGAGGUGGCGGCCUGCUGAAAUACUGCAAUCUGCUGGUGCGGGACUUUCGACCCGCCAGCGAGGAGGAGUUCAAGGGCCUGGAGCGGUACAUGUGUUCACGCUUCUUCAUUGACUUCCCCGACAUCGGUGAGCAGCAGCGCAAGGUGGAGGCCUACCUCCAGAGCCACUUUAUAGGUGAGGAGAAGAGCAAGUACGACUACCUCAUGAUCCUGCGGCGAGUGGUCAACGAGAGCACGGUGUGCCUAAUGGGCCAUGAGCGGCGGCAGACCCUGCACCUCAUCUCUCUGAUGGCCUUCCGAGUGCUGGCAGAGCAGAACGCCAUCCCGGAUGCGUCCUGCGUCACCUGCUACUAUCAGCCAGCGCCAUACGUCCGAGACCACAACUUCAGCAACUACUAUGUGGCUAACCAGAACAUUCCAACAUGGCUGCCAUGUAACUGAAAAAAACAAACAAGUGGAAGGAUGUACAAGAGGGCACUGCUGCUGCUGCUUUUGAGAAGAGAGAAGGAAUAAUAAAAAAAAACUCACAAAAAAAUUUAUUAUAGAGGCAAUAAAUGCUAUGUUCCUCUCAAGGCACAAUUAUAUUUAAGUGGACAAGUGUUUUGCUUUGUUUUUUGCAAUCCUUUCUCAUUCCUUAUCUACAGAGGUGUCUAGGUCAUUGAAUAGAAAGUGAUAUUUUUAAGUGUUAUUUAGAUUUUUUUCUCAUCAUGUUUGGUUGUUUCCCUGUUUAUCAACCUAAUUCUUAAUGGAGUUGUGUUUUGUGCCUUAACCUCCAGGUUUAUCCCCCAAUCAUUUAAGUAUGGGCUGUUUUUUGAAGAAAAGGAAUAAGAAAAUGUUACAGCCUCAAAUUUGGUUUUCUCCUGUGAUUUAAAAGGAAAAAAAAAUGCUAAAAGACAGGGUAAAAAAAAAAAAAAACAGAAAAUAUUGAAAAAUAGUGUUAUUGGGGAAGGGGUAAUUAUAAAAGGUUUCCGCCCAAUUUAGGGGAAAAAAAAAAAAGCAGAGCACUGGUGUUAAAAAGUUUAGGUCACUGGGGAGGGAAGAAAGUUGGUACCUUAAUAACUUUUGAUUACAUCAGAAAUGAAGGGGAAACGAGAGGAAUCAAUUUCUUUUAAUUCAUUUUGACAUGUAAAUAUCUCUCAGACAUUUUUGCUCUCCCUAAUAUGCCGACAGUGCCUGUGAUUUGUAAACAAUGCAAGAGAAAAUGUGUGUAAUCUUAUUUUCCACUGUGAAUUUCUGUAUAGGAUGAGAUCUCCUCCUCCCCCUUUAUCUGGUUUACUCAGCCCUGUACUUUUCAGUCGAGACCGCUUUGAGUGGAAAUCUGCAGUGAGACAGUCUAGACCUCAGAUAGAUGGGCUCCUAUGUGUCUGAGGAGUUUAUUUUUCCCUGUUUUUAAGUCCCUUCCAAAGCCUCACCAGUGACCUCCAGUUGUCACAGUCCGCUGGCUAUUGUGGGGGGGGCUGACUGACAGGUCAGAGUGAACACGGGCCCAUCGAGAGAAUGCGGCUGGUCUCGUUGCCUGGAGCGAGAGCUGGCUGGGAGUCCUGGAGUAACAGGCUGACUGGCCGUCCCUUCCCUUAAAAGGAGCAGCACAUGGUGGGCCCACGGGGUCGUCCCUCACAACCAUUGCAGGCUCGGCAGCAGCCCUGAAAUGGGAUCCUCCUUUGACGCAGCACAACCACUGGCUCGCAAACUACAGGCUGUCUAUAAUUAUCCUUUCUUUUCCCCCGGGGGAGGUACCUCCAGAGCAGGGAACCAGGGAUGGGUGCGCGAGCAGCAGCGGCCCUGCCACCUUCUGUGUGUGGGAGCUGAAUCACUUCCCGUCCUCUCCUUUCUGGUGCCUGCUGGGACCACGCAGUGUUUGAACCCCUUUUGUGGUCAUGGGAGGAAAGACAGCACGGAGUUCGACUGGUAUGUUAAGCGAGAGGCCAGCAUGUCUGCUAGCAGGAUACCAGUCCCCUUUCGGACUAGGAUUUUGAUUUAUUGUGGAAGCUACAGCUGACUUGAGGCCCCCCCCCACACACACACACACACACACACCAGCUGUGAUGUAGUUGCUAACCACUUUCCCAUUUCUAUGUCUAGCCAAACCUAUUAUUAGCUGUGAAUUCUGAACAUUUUCAGUGUGGCAUUACUAGCAGAUGGGCUAAGCUGUGACUUAAACCUGUCAUCUCUCCUCUACCCUUUCUUGACAUCCUAGCAUCCAGGUUUGAGAGGAGAGAGGUUGUUCUUAAACUUCUUAUGUAAGUGGCAGCUGCUGUGUGUCAACCCCCCCCCCCCCCACCCCAAUUCCUCAGAAGCCCUCACUUAUUCCUGCUCGCUUUAUUGCUGGUGCUGCUGCAGCUCAUGUUUAUACCAGAUAACCAGGAACGUCCCUUAUCUGGCUGGCUCACAGCUCCUGGCUGGUUGGAGAAAAGUCAGAGGAAGGUCAGCCCGGCCUCUUCUGUAGGUCACACCCAGGGGUCAGGGCAUGAUGUGCUGGCUCAGCUGCUGAGCUUUGGUAUGGGAACUGCCAUAGUCUUUUUAACAACAAGUCAGGUGUCGCACACUUUCUCACUCUGGACCAAAGUCUGCUUUACAACCAGCAACUGAAGCAAUCAAGUGCCUUUCACUUUUUGGAGAGUGAUGUCAAUUUUUAAUGGGUUUUUAAUGGCGAUUAAGAGGGAAAGGGUUGGCAAAAAGUUUUGGGUUUUUUUGUUUUGUUUUUUUUUUUUUUUUUUUUUUUUUUUUUUUUUUUUUUCUCUCCUCCCUUUUCAACCCCUUUCAACCCUGUGAAACUUAAUUAUGAUACAGGACUGUCAUCAUUGUAUUAGAUACUGGUUUAUGGGAAAAUACAUACAUUUUUGGGUGGGGAGCAAAAGAACUUUGGUUUGAAUUUGAAAUUUGAGUUUUCGUUGU
Molecule: messenger RNA, 3766 nt
Organism: Xiphias gladius (swordfish)
Lineage: Eukaryota; Metazoa; Chordata; Actinopteri; Istiophoriformes; Xiphiidae
Gene: tent5c
Product: terminal nucleotidyltransferase 5C
Exons: 2
Coding region: 161-1312 (383 amino acids)
Biological process (GO): mRNA stabilization
Molecular function (GO): poly(A) RNA polymerase activity; RNA binding
Source: RefSeq, a predicted model, not a curated record